AUGUCUUCCCCCAAAUAUGAGAAGCCGGAGGUGGUCUCCAUCUCCCCUCUUCUCCAACGCCUGGCAUACCCCGCUACCGCGGAUAUUCGAGUCAGCGCAGAGGACAUUGCGUCCGCAUUUGCUCUGAUCUUCGAGGACCGAUUGUCAGAUAUUCAGACCGCAGCCCUCCUCACCCUGCUGCACUCCACAGGAAAGGACAGGCAGGCUGAUGUCAUUGCGAAAUGUUCCCACCGCAUGAGAGAGGCAGCUUGCCAGAUUAAGAAGACCGAGCUGAAGAAGAUUGUCAAAGCUCGUGGAAGGCGCGAAGGAAACUACCAUGGCGGUUUGUGCGACAUCGUCGGAACCGGCGGAGAUUCACACUCGACCUUCAACGUCUCCACUACCUCUUCCAUUAUUGCCUCGCCGCUGUUGAUGUCGGCCAAGCAUGGCAACCGUGCCCAAACCUCUUUCUCUGGCUCUGCCGAUGUCCUGAACGCGAUCCAGCCCAUCCCUCCCAAGAUCUCCGCAGUCAACGCGACCAACGUGGCCAAGGUCUACGAGAGAACCAAUUAUGCCUUCCUCUUCGCCCCCAACUUCCACCCCGGUAUGAUGUACGCCAACCCAGUCCGACGUGGUCUGGGCUUGAGGACGAUCUUCAACCUAAUGGGACCUCUGGCCAACCCUAUCGAUUGGGCAAUUGAGGCACGAGUAGUCGGUGUGGCUUACCAAAGCCUGGGUCCAGUUUUUGUCGAUGCUCUCCGACAAGCCGGUGCCAAGAAGGCACUGGUUGUCUGUGGCGAGGAGGACAUGGAUGAGAUCAGUUGCGCAGGCCCUACAAACUGCUGGAGGCUCUCAGAGUACCCCAACCCAGCGUACAAGCCCUCCGAAGGUGACGACGAGGACUCGAGCGAUGGUGAAGAAGAAAACCCCAAGACACUAGUCAAGGUCGAUACCUUUCAACUCCACCCCUCAGACUUUGGUUUGCCUGUUCACCCUCUCACCGAGGUCUAUGGUCGCAAGAUGCCGAAGGAUAACGCGGCUAAGCUCAUGAGCAUCCUCCGCAACGAGCUUCCUCGGGACGAUCCUAUUCUGGAGUUUGUGCUCAUGAACGUUGCUGGUUUGCUGGUCACCUCUGGUAUCUGCGAGGCUGACACUAGCAACAUGGGUGCUGGCGACGAUGGCAAGGUAAUCACCGAGCGCGGCCCUGGCGGAGGCCGCUGGAAGGAGGGCUUGCGCCGCGCCCGCUGGGCUAUCGAAAGUGGCGAGGCUCUCAAGAGUCUAGAGCAGUUCAUUGCAGUCACAAAUGAGCUGGAAUAA
Penicillium subrubescens is the source of this 1296-nucleotide messenger RNA. RefSeq names its product anthranilate phosphoribosyltransferase. Gene Ontology annotation, molecular function: anthranilate phosphoribosyltransferase activity. Lineage: Eukaryota; Fungi; Ascomycota; Eurotiomycetes; Eurotiales; Aspergillaceae. Gene Ontology annotation, cellular component: cytosol. Gene Ontology annotation, biological process: L-tryptophan biosynthetic process. The transcript has 2 exons. The record is from RefSeq and is a predicted model, not a curated record. The coding region runs from base 1 to 1296 and encodes 431 amino acids.